Pangasianodon hypophthalmus (striped catfish) is the source of this 4068-nucleotide messenger RNA. RefSeq lists its product as uncharacterized. Bases 789 to 1394 code for a protein of 201 amino acids. NCBI's taxonomy places the organism in Eukaryota, Metazoa, Chordata, Actinopteri, Siluriformes, Pangasiidae. The record is from RefSeq and is a predicted model, not a curated record. The transcript is spliced from 10 exons.
GUAGUGUUCGAACCCUGCAGAUGUUUUUCGGGGUCAAAUAUCUCUGCGCGAGGCGGAGCUGAACUACAGCGAAUCCGCUGCAUGGACACACAACAGUCUUUCUACACAACAGUCUUCUCUGUACAACAGUCUUCUCUACGACAGUCUUCCCCAUAUAACAGUCUUCUCUACACAACAGUCUUCUCUACAACAGUCUUCUCUAUACAGCAGUCUUCUCUACGAUAGUCUUCCCCAUACAACAGUCUUCUCUACAGCAGUCUUCUCUAUACAACAUCCUCCUCUAUACACUUCAUUUAAGAGCACAGGAUAAGCAAAUAUGGCAGAAGGAGUCGGUGGAUCUGUCUAACGUGCCUAAGGAGUACAUGGACCUGAAGGGAGUGUUCAGUAAGUCUCGGGCCGCUUCUCUCCUGCCGCACCGUCCCUAUGACUGUGCCAUAGAUUUAUUGCCAGGGGCUGGAUUCUUUUUUGUGGGCAAGAAGGACGGUUCUCUGCGGUUGUGUAUUGAUUACCGGGGGCUGAACAGCAUCACGCUCCGCGGUUGCGCUGCGUGCCUUGCUCCUCGGGAGGAUUACUGUGUCCAGCUGGCUUCCUGGGACUGUUCGUUUCCGCUUGUUCAGUUUCUGCAACUUCAUUAAAGCCUCGCUUUACUCGCUACUGAAUCUGCCUCCAUUUUUGCCGUGACACAUAAAUCAGGCAUAUGGAAAAAGAUUCUCUGGUCUGAUGAGACAAAAAUUGAGCUCCUUGGGCAGAACAGCAAGCACUAUGUCUGGCCAAAAACAGAAGGUGAGAUGGAGAGUAUUGUCCCUAGUGCCCUCAACACAGGGAGUGAAACAGGAACACUAGUAGAGGUCAAGUUUCAGAAAAACUCCUAUCGAACCCAGAAGUACCUGGAGGCAGAACCAAAAGCUUUAGGGGUAACACAGAUUAUGCUGAGUCUCUUUUUCAUGAGUAUCAUAUUUUCGACUCCGACCACUGAUCAUUUCCACACCACAAUCAUCAGUCCUAUCUGUUCUUCAGUCAGCAUAAUAGCUGGUAGUGUGGCAAUAGCAGCACAGAAUCUUCACCUUCCUACACUGAAGGCCUGCUUGGGGAUGCAGAUUGUGGCAUGUGUGGGGUCAAUGAUCAGCUUUCUGAGCAGCUUCGUUCUAUUGGGGGACUAUUCUGUCUUUACUGUCUGCUGGGGAGAGUACUUCGGUCGCACAUCACAAUCAGACAUGUGUGAGAGGCUGUGGUCCAUCUAUGAGCAUAUCAUGGGAAUAGAGAUGCUCGUGCAGGCGACUCAGUUUGCUCUCUCUGCCACCUUGGCUGCCUUCUGCUGCAAAGUAAUUCAGUGCUGCUCACCGAGGGACAAUGUGCCUGUUAUUGUGGUGAACGCACCCCCGGGUCCACAGUGACGGCAGAGUCACAACCCAUUUAACUGCAGUUUUGUUUUAUGCGCAUGCAUUAUAAAUGUACAUAAAUUACUCACAUAUUUGUUAUAUGUAUAUAGCCUAAAGGCAACAUGCUUAGUUGUAGGAUAAUAUGUUGACUACAUGUUGACAAUGUUGAUAAUAUGUGAUAAAGUGUUGAAAAUACAUGAAAAUGCAAUGAAAUAAUGUGAAACAUUUUGAAUAUAAUUUUAUAUAUAGAAAAUAUACAUCAGUCAUAACAUUAAAACCACCUGCCUAACAUUGGAGGCCAGGUCAACACCUUGAACUCUUUACCAUGUUCCUUAAACCAUUCCUGAACAAUUUUUGCAGUAUGGCAGGGCGCAUUGUCCUGCUGAAGAAGGCCACUGGCAUUAGUUAAUACCAUUGCCAUGAAAGGGUGUACUUGGUCUGCAACAAUGUUUAGGUAGGUGGUACGGGUCAAAGUAACAUCCACAUGAAUGUCAGAACCCAAGGUUUCCCAGCAGAACAUGGCCCAGAGCAUCACACUGCCUCCGCUGGCUUGCCUUCUUCCCAUAGUUCAUCCUGGUGCCAUUUCUUCCCCAGGUAAGCAACGCACACGCACCCAGCCAUCCACAUGAUGUAAAAGAAAAUGUGAUUUAUCAGACCAGGCCACCUUCUUCCAUUGCUCCAUGGUCCAGUUCUGAUGCUCAUUUGCUCAUUGUAGGCGCUUUUGGCGGUGGACAGAGGUCAGCAUGGGCACUCUUGACUGGUCUGCAGCUAUACAGCCCCAUACACAGAAAGCUGUGAUGCACUGUGUGUUCUGACACCUUUCUAUCAUAGCCAGCAUUAACCUUUUCAGCAAUUUGUGCUACAGUAGCUCUUCUGUGGGAUCAGACCAGGCGGGCUAGCCUUCGCUCCCCACGAGCAUCCGGGAGUCUUGAGCAGCCAUGACACUGUCGCCGGUUCACUGGUUGUCCUUCCUUGUACCACUUUUGGUAGAUACUAACCACUGCAUCCUGGGAACACCCCACAAGACCUGCUGUUUUGGAGACGCUCUGACCCAGUCGUCUAGCCACCACAAUUUGGCCCUUGUAAAAGUCGCUCAGAUCUUUACGCUUGCCCAUUUUUCCUGCUUCCAACACAUCAACUUCGAGAACUAACUGUUCACUUGCUGCCUAAAAUUUCCCAACCCUUGACAGAUGCCAUUGUAAUGAGACAAUUUAUGUUAUUCACUUCACCUGUCACUGGUUUUAAUGUUAUGGCUGAUCGGCGUACAUUUAAACAUCGGCAAUUUUACCAAAUUUAUGCUUCAUUUAACACAAAGUCAUAUCUUCUUAGCGCUUGUAGUUCUUUUAAAAUGAACAAUUCAAUUUAUUAUUUUGGAAAUGCACCUGCUAAAGGUUUCCAGUAGGUAAAGAAUAUGUAUCUUUGUCUAAAAUUGUGUAGAGGACAGGCACUCAAGGUAUGGACAGAGGGGAGUGGGACACAAAAAAAACAUGUAAUUUAAUUAUUUAUCAUAUUUAUAAAUGUACAAAAAUGACAACCAUCCAGCUUGCAAUUUAUGCGAUAUAGUUUAUGUCCUGUUUAAUCCCCCCACCCCUACCCCCCACUUUUUUGCAUUGCCCAUAAUUUGUUUCAUAAUGUCUCACCAUCAUGUUAAAUUCCUUAAUUACUGCAACAGUCUCUUGAUACACAUUGUAUCAAGGUACACGCAAUAACUAUGGCUCUCUGUGAAAAAGUUUUUCCUGUUUCCAGCUCUUUUGAAAUCGCUCCUUCUCACUGUUAACUUUGUGCUUUUUGUCUGUAGCCAUGACUAAAUGUCAUUCAGUAAAUUAAUUUGCAGGUGUAGCAUGCUCUUUCAAUUUAGCUAACUGGGUUAACACAGUCUGCUGCCACCGUGAAAGGAAAAAUUGUAACGUUUUGCACGGCAGGCCACCUAUCAUACAUACUAAGAGAGAAGCCACAGGCCAGUUGACAUCUGUGUGUGGGCCGCAUUUGGCCCUGGGGCUCGACUUUGCAGUAAAGAGACUUAUAGUAUCUAUGCCAAAGUACAUUGAAGCUGUUCUGGUGGCUUGUAUUGGCCCAGCACCUUACUAAGGCACUAUGUUGUUUUUUCCCUUUAAGGUGUCAACCAUCUGUUUAUCUUCUUUAAGUUACAGCCCAAACACAUUGUCAUCACAUGAAUAUUAAACUGAAUUAAUCAGGACUCUACAGUUAAAUUCACUUUUAUUUUUAUGUCCAUUCUAUUGGACACUGGGCUUCAACACUUACAGUGUUGAAGAUACAGCUGUGAAGACAGAAUGCAUUUCUUACAGUUUCAUUUUAGGAACACAAACUAGGAUCAUGAACUUUCUUUGAUGUCUGAUGUUCUUCAUUUUUUGUGUGAAGAGAUGCUUUUACCAAGCAAAAAAUCUUCUAAAUGAAACACUUGCUCUAGUGUAUGCGUGUGCUUAAACAUGAACACUCUACACUGCUUUACUUGGGUUUAUUUGAGGCUAUGAGAAUAGUGCAUACUGAACUAUGUUCCAGUGCAUGUUUCUCUUCUACUUGAUAUGUGCAAUGUUGAGGCAUUAAGGAAUUAUAGUGUCCCAUAAGUAUCAGUGGAAGGUCAUGCCUUGGAAUGCGCAAACUAACAUUCUCUGCGCUUCAGUGGUUAUGCCUGUAUUGUUUGGACACAUACGUAGCCAUUUUUGGAAAA